Danaus plexippus (monarch butterfly) is the source of this 1823-nucleotide messenger RNA. RefSeq names its product actin-binding protein WASF3 (gene SCAR). The transcript has 10 exons. NCBI's taxonomy places the organism in Eukaryota, Metazoa, Arthropoda, Insecta, Lepidoptera, Nymphalidae. Gene Ontology annotation, biological process: actin cytoskeleton organization; positive regulation of Arp2/3 complex-mediated actin nucleation. Gene Ontology annotation, molecular function: protein kinase A regulatory subunit binding; Arp2/3 complex binding; actin binding. The coding region runs from base 240 to 1823 and encodes 527 amino acids. The record is from RefSeq and is a predicted model, not a curated record. Gene Ontology annotation, cellular component: cytoskeleton; SCAR complex.
CGGUUUUAGAACGCUGCCAUUUUCGUUUUGUGGCACGGUUAUAGCGGCAGUCUGAGUGAAAUUAUUCUUUAAAAUUUAACAAUUAUUAUUUAUUUGUGGACUUAGUGUUUGAAUUAGAGUAUAAAGUGUUCGACUGCCAGUGAAAAUCACACAGUUUAUUACCACUAGUGGAUUUUCUAUCAAAUAAUUGUUGACUUCCUUGGGUGGAACGGUGAUGUACACGAGGUAGCAGCCCAGGUAUGCCGCUGCCGAAGCGCUGCGUCGAGCCGGUGCACGUGUCUCGCGGCACCGUCCCCGAGCGCCUGGCCGUACCCUCCGAGCUAGAGGCCGUCACCAAUGGCACCCUCGCCAACACAGUCAGGCAACUAUCAUCCCUCUCUAAGCAUGCAGAGGACAUGUUCGGUGAGUUGACCCGCGAGGCUACCGGCCUGGCUGAGCGGACGAACGUGUUGCAGGCGAGAAUAGACCGCCUCGCCAUCAAGGUCACACAACUGGAUUCAGGGGUUGAAGAAGUGACGCUCCAGGACAUACAAAUGCGGAAGGCGUUCCGUUCGGCUAGGAGCUUCCAACAGCAGCUGUUCUCUCGUACGAGUAUGCCGUCGGCCAUGCUGGCGACGUACGCGCGUUGCGAUCGACCACCACCGCUUGAAAAACUCAACGAGUUCAGAGACGAUGGCAGGGAUGCCAGGAAGUUCUACACUGACCCGGACUACUUCUUCGAGCUGUGGCGCAGAGAGAUGCUGCAGGACACCGAGAGGAUCCAACAUGAUAGAGGGAAGAAGGUUCGGCAACCGCGUAACAACAACACUGAAGGCAGAUCAGCCCGUCGUGUCCGUGUGCCACAUUCUACCAGGGACAGGCAGAAGGCGGAUGCGGUGACACGAGGAGAACACAUCAUGGCUCCCAGCCAGCUCAGGAGAUACAACAUAGACUACCGGGAGAAUAAACAGGAACAGGUUUAUCAGACAACAACAGUAACCGACGGUGGUUACCGAGCCACACAGAACAGGCCACCCAUAACACAACCGGCUCGACCCAACUCCAUCGAAAUAGAAAACCAGCAGAAUAGAACCUCGAGGCUCACUGGCAAUGGACAUGUAAUGUCUGAUGAGAGUCCAUACGGUGGUGUAGAGAGUAUUUACGGUAGUGCUGCCGGUACACCGCGCCGGGCCAGGCCUUCGAUACCUCCUCCCGCGCCCCCCGCAACAAUCGGGGAUUCCCCCUCGCAACACACGCCUACCAGGGCUCAGGCCAACGGUUUCGGCUGUACCGAUUACGAGACAGUUGUGAGGUCUUCUCUGCCGCCCCCGCCCCCGCCCCCGGAGUCACCGCACAGUGUGAACGGAACCUCUCCGCCGCACCGCACCGCCCUGGACAAGCAUCUCGACCAGAUGCACGCUGUUAUCGGAAUGAUGUCAUCAGAGGAACUGCCGCCGCGGGUCCCUUCGCCCCCAUUGGCGCCUCCGGCUCCAUUAGCGCCCCCAGCGCCUCCGCCGCCAGAAGAAGACCGCCCUCGGCCUCCGUCGCCGGCUUCGCUACUCAGGGGUGCUUCCGCUCUCAAACCUCCCAGGCCCUCCGCGGACCCCGCACCGGACCCGCGCUCCGACCUCCUCAAAGCUAUACGUGAAGGAAUCAAGUUACGCAAAGUGGAGAAACGAUGCGAAGAAAACACGGGCAAAUAUAAUACACUGAGGGGCGCGCCGCCAUUGUUAGACGUGGCGUCUAUUUUGGCUCGACGCGUGGCCGUCGAGCAGAGCGACACCGACUCCGACAACGAGUCGGACUCCGACGACUCCGACCAGUGGCCGGAGCCGCGGGCGUGA